AUGAAGGAUGAAGUCGGUGUAGCCAUUAACAAUGCUGUGUACGAGUGGUUCGUUGCGCAACGAUCAAAAAAGAUCCCGAUUUUCGGGCCAAUUCUACAGGAAUACGCGAAGAAAGUUGCGCUUGAAAUGGAUCGUGCUUCAAGUUUCAAAGCUAGUAACGGAUGGUUGGAACGUUUUCGGGCACGUCACAAUAUUCAAUUCAGGGUUAUUUCGGGUGAAGGAGCUUCUAUUAGUCCCAUAACCGUUGACGACUGGAAGGCGCGUUUACCAAAAAUUCUUGAAGGCUAUCACCCAGCGAACAUCUAUAACUGCGAUGAAACCGGUCUCUUUUUCAAGCUGAAACCAGAUCGUUCCCUCGUCCUCGACACGAACGAUUGCAAAGGUGGAAAGAAGGCAAAGGACCGAUAUACAAUCCUGUUGUGUGCAAACUGGGCUGGAAUGGAUAAAAUGAAACCUGUCGUUAUUGGCAAAGCAGCAAAACCUAGAUGUUUCAAAAAUAUGGACAUUACCAAGUUACCAGUGACGUGGUGCUACAAUAGGACGGCCUGGAUGAACGUGUACAUUUUUACGAAAUGGCUUGAAGAUGUGGACAUGACACUGCAGAAAGAAAAGAGAAAAAUUCUGCUAUUUUUGGACAAUGCACCAGUGCAUCCCCCCGACAUUCAACUGAAAAAUAUUACACUAAAAUUUUUCCCAGCAAACACAACAGCUCAGAUACAACUGUUAGAUCAGGGAGUGAUCAGGGCCUUUAAAGCUCACUAUCGCCGUCAUCUGAUUCAGCACAUAAUCGCCAAUGCAGCAACUGCUUAUUCAGCCGAUGAUGUCAUCAUUACAGCGUUAGAUGCGAUCUGCUGGAUAGAGUCAGCAUGGAAGUCGGUCACAGAAUCAACAAUUCGAAACACUUUCAGAAAGGCCGGCUUUGAGAUUCCAUCCGAUUCUUCAUGUUCGAGUUGUUCACUAGUAUCACCACCUGAAAAUAUAAUUGUUGAGAAGGAAUCAUUGGCAGAACUUGACAAAGUGCUGAAACACUUGACAAUAGGUGGACAUGCCAUGUCAGCAGACGAUUUUGUGAACUUCGACCAAGAUGUACCAGUUUUCAAUCAGUGGGACGAUGACAGUGAAAAGGUUCUUAGUAUAGAUGAACAUUCUCAUGAGGAUUCACAAUUCGAUGAAGAUAUUAUUUAUGAACAACAGCCUUCAUUAUCGGAAGCAUUGAAAAUUGUACGUCGGUUACACCUACUGUCAAUUAAACAGCAUCCAGAAUUACACCAAUUUGUGACACAAUUACAAUCUAAGUUAAUUGAUGUGUAUCUGCAGUCAGACACAUCGAAACAAAGAUCUAUUCUUGACUUUUUCAAAGCAGUUUGA
This is a messenger RNA of Adineta ricciae, 1368 nucleotides long. Lineage: Eukaryota; Metazoa; Rotifera; Eurotatoria; Adinetida; Adinetidae. The record is from the annotation of a GenBank genome assembly.